UAGAAUCACACGCAGGAAACCACGUGUGCCGAACAGGGGGCCGCCAUUGACUCCCGGAAGUCGCACACGUUGCUGUUAUUGUUCGGCUCCGGUGUGCACUAUGAGCUGUCAGAUCACCUGCCUGUCCUGGGUGCAGCGAGGAGUCGCUAAGGAAAUCCCCGAUAAGGUUCAGCUGAGCCAGGAAGAGUUAAACAAACUUAUAACUGAAGCCAAAGAACAGCUCGAGGAAGAACUUGAGGAUAAUGAAGAUGAGGCCGAGGAGGAAGGAGACGGUGAGAUGGACAAUGAAGAGAAAGCUGAGGAGCAGGAGGACCCCACGGAGGAGCAGGAGGAAAACAGUUCUAAGCUGAAGGACGACGAACUUGCAGAAUACGACUUGGACAAUUAUGAUGAAGAAGGGAAAACAGAUGUGUUGAACCUUGGAGACAGUCUUGCCGGACUUGCAGUUUACUCCAGCAAUGAGGCUGAUGCUUACGUCACUUUAAAAAAUACAGAGCAGUAUGAGACUGAGGACUUUACUAUUAAACCCACGGAUAACCUUCUGGUUUGUGGGAGGGCAGAGAAGGAUCACUGUAAUCUGGAAAUCCAUGUGUAUAACCAAGAGGAGGAUUCCUUUUACGUACAUCACGACAUUCUCUUACCUGCGUACCCUCUCUGUGCAGAAUGGCUGAACUUUGAUCCAAGUCCCGAAGAGUCUGCAGGUAACUACGUAGCUGUUGGUAACAUGACCCCCGUCAUCGACGUCUGGGACCUGGAUCUGGUCGACUGCUUGGAACCUGUUUUUUCUCUGGGAAGCAAACAAAUGAAAAAGAAGAAAAAGAAAGGAAAGAAGGGUGCCUCCUCGCAGGGAACCCAGGAGGGCCAUUCCGAUGCAGUCCUGGAUCUUUCAUGGAAUAAGCAGAUACGAAAUGUGUUGGCCAGCGCUUCAGCAGAUAAUACCGUACUACUUUGGGAUUUGUCUUUGGGAAAACCAGCCACCAGCCUCACAAUGCACACAGACAAGGUCCAGACUUUACAGUUUCACCCCUUUGAGCCCCAGACUCUCUUAUCGGGAUCAUUUGACAAGUCCGUCAUAUUAUACGACUGCAGGAGCCCCCAGGAAAAUCACAGAACAUGGAGAUUUAGCGGAGAAGUCGAGAGAGUCACAUGGAACCAUUUUUCUCCCAGAAACUUUUUAGCCAGCACUGAAGAUGGCUUUGUAUACUGUUUAGAUGCCCGGUCAGACAAGCCUUUGUUCACAUUGAAGGCUCAUGACGGAGAAGUGUCAGGUUUGGAGUUGAGUAGUCAGGUUAAAGGCUGCCUAGUAACAUCCUCCGCUGAUAAACACGUGAAGAUCUGGGACAUUUUAAUGGACAAACCAAGUCUCAUUCAUACUCGGGAUAUGAAGAUGGGCAUUGUGUUCUGCACAGCAUGCUGCCCAGACUUUCCUUUUCUCUAUGCAUUUGGGGGCCAGAAGGACGGACUUAGAGUGUGGGAUAUUAGCACCAUUGCAGCCGUAAAAGAAGCGUUUGGUGGCAGAGAGCGGCUGAUGGUGACCACAUCCACCAGCGCAGUGGGGAGCAGUGAAGCAGCUUCAAUGGAAUCGUAGGAACCCUAAAACAUCAGAUGGGUUUUGUAGACCUGGAUUGUUAAUCACCAUCAAGUCAACAUGAUCUCCAAGAGACUUUUUUUUUUUUUUAGUCCACCGCCCAAAAUGGGAUAAGGAAUAAGACUGCCAUGUGGUUGUCUCCUGAUCUUAUAGUGACUGCUCCAUAUGGCUUUACCUGUCACGGAGAUUCCGGCGCUGCCUUAUGUUGAAGAGGACAGUGUUCAUAAUCCUGUGUGCAAUACAAUCUCACGUGCGCUGGUCGGCCAUCUUAAACUUUGGAUUGGCCAGACUGUUUAUAGAAAAAAAAUAAAACCUUUUUGGUGUAA
This is a messenger RNA of Hyla sarda, 1914 nucleotides long. It is a transcript of the gene PWP1, whose product is annotated as PWP1 homolog, endonuclein. Gene Ontology annotation, cellular component: nucleus. Gene Ontology annotation, molecular function: protein binding. The record is from RefSeq and is a predicted model, not a curated record. The coding region runs from base 101 to 1588 and encodes 495 amino acids. Gene Ontology annotation, biological process: rRNA processing. The transcript has 15 exons. Lineage: Eukaryota; Metazoa; Chordata; Amphibia; Anura; Hylidae.